Molecule: messenger RNA, 3180 nt
Organism: Heterobilharzia americana
Lineage: Eukaryota; Metazoa; Platyhelminthes; Trematoda; Strigeidida; Schistosomatidae
Source: the annotation of a GenBank genome assembly
AUAUACAUCGGGAAGAAAUUUUAUCUUUACAAUAAACAUCAUUGAAUGUGCUUCACAAAUAAGUUUCAUAGGCAUUAAAAUGUACGGUCUUCUGUUUGAAAUCUUGAGACAAUAUGUUGAAUCAACAUUUGGAACAUCUAUAUGGUUGUCAGCAAUUGAGAUAACUAGUGGACAAUAUCAUGAAAUAAAUACAAGGCAACAUUAUUCAACAAAUUUAUUACGUAAUAUUGUUCAAAAAUUGAGUAAUUUUACUGGUUUACCUGAAGAAGAUAUUUACUUUGAUUUUGGUGGAUCAUCAGUAAAAUUUUUAACAGAUUAUGGUUAUGAAAAAAUUUUAAGAAUAUUAGGAAGUCAAUUUGUUGAUUUUUUACAUAAUAUCGGUGAAUUACACGAAUAUUUACGUUAUUCAUAUCCACGUAUUAAACCACCACAUAUAAAAGUUAUUUCUAUUACUCAAAAUGUUAUUGAAUUAGAAUAUAUAACUAGACGUAAUUGUUUUGCAGAGUUUCUUCGUGGACAAUUAAUCUGUUUCGCAAGAUUUUAUUACAAUUUAGAUAUAACAGUGAAGUUAAUUGGACAAAAGAAAUGUGGUCUACAAUUUGCUUAUAUUUAUAAAAUUUACAAUCGUGGCUUACCAUGGAUUAAUUUAAUUAAAAAUGGUACAAAAUGGGAUAGAGACUAUUAUAAUCAUUCAUUAUUGGAUUUAUCAGUUACUGUUUCAGAGAAUAAUUUAUUUCCUAUUAUACCAUUUCAUUUAGUGAUUACACCAAACUUGAAAAUUAUGCGUGUUGGAUCAAGUAUUUCAACAAUGCGAAAUGAUCUCUUGGGAAAAGAUUUUUUCUCAUGUUUUAGAAUUUCUCGACCAAAGAUUAAACCUGAAUACCAUGAGAUUUGUGCUUAUCAAUUUACCACUUUUGAACUCAUUCUCCUGGAUCUUAAACCUAAGAAUAGUAAAUCUUCGAAUGGUACUACUAACCUACAAGAAGUUUGUCGAUUUAAAGGAGAAAUUUAUCAUGUUGAAGAAUGGCAAAUGCUCCUAUUCCUUGGUGCACCAUUGAUUCGAGAUACUAAACAGCUGUUGGAGAAGUCGCUCCAUAUAUCCGAUCUGAAUAUGUUCGACCGCAGUCGUGAAAUAAUAUUGGAAGGUAACCAACAGUCUCAAGAACUAAUAAACCUUUUUAAAAAACAACGUGAAGAAAGUAAACAGAUGGAGAAAAGUAUGCUACGUUUGGAGGAAACCAGAAAAAUGACUGGUGACUUACUCUAUCAAUGCAUACCAAGAGCAGUGGCUAGAAAAAUUCGUAAUGGUACUCCAGCAAUCGAAACCAUUCAGGUUUUUGAUGAAGUUACAAUAUGCUUUACAAAAGUAGUGAAUUUUGCUGCAGAAUGUAUGCAACGACCAGUUGAACAAAUGGUUGAACUACUGAACAGAAUGUACACUCUAUAUGAUACUUUGACUGAAAAUCAUAAAGUUUAUAAGGUGGAAACAAUUAAUGACAGUUAUAUGUUAGCUUCUGGAGUACCAAGUCGAACACCACUACACGCUGCACACAUCAUCGACACAGCAUUAGAUAUUAUAGAAACAACACUAGCCAGUCUCUUUUGGCCAGAAACUGUUGAAAAUACACCACCAGGUUCUAAUAAUAAAACUGUGUACACAGAAGAACACUUACAUCUUUACAUUGGAUGUCAUACUGGUCCAGUUGUUGCUGGUGUAGUUGGUUAUAAAACACCAAGAUAUUGUUUAUUUGGUGAUACAGUGAAUACUUCAAGUCGAAUGAUGAGUCAUGGUCUACCGAAUCAAAUACAUGUCAGCGAAUCCUGUUAUCAAGCUCUAUCACCUUAUCCAUAUAUGGUGGAAAGUCGAGGAGUAAUCCCAAUAAAGGGAAAAGGCGACAUGAGAACAUAUUUCGUCACAGGUCGAAAAUCAGAAUUUAUCAUACAGGACACAAGUGAUAAUAUCAAUCUCAGUUUUGCUGAUAUCCUCAAAGAAGACCUGCUCAGAGAAGACGGAUCACCGUCAGAAAACUCACAAGACGCAUCUGUCAAAAUAUCCUUUAACUUAUCUAAUAGUAGUGAAAAUACUAAAACCUCACCAUCUGAAUCAUCCCGAGAUGAAAUAGAAGAACUGGAAAUGGAUGUUAUUACGAAUGAAAAAGAUCUAAAAAUGAUAAGCACUAGUAGAACAUUUGGUAGUGAGGAAAUCAGACAUUUAAGUGGUAAUUAUACAUCAAGUGCGAAGGAAGAUAAAAUUCAUGAGCCACCUCUCAUUCAGUUAACUGAUGACAGCGAGAUUUUGGAAAACGUCAGAGGUAAUGCUGAUUUUGUUAACAGUCAGCAUACAACAGAGGUUCUGAAUCAAGCUGUGCGCCGUCUAGUGAUACAGAAAGUUAGGGAAGAGAGAAAUGAGCAGCAGAAGAAGACGCAGAACAUAACAUUUAACCUAGAGAAUAUACAAGAAAUCCGGAAAGAACCACUCAAUAAACCAAAAUUGCCAACAGUACAGAGGAAGGUGGAUGAAGCAACUCAUUUCAAGUCUACGCUCAGACCACUUGAAGAAGUAGAAGUGAUUAACUUGAAUUCGUUAAAUGAUAGGUGCUCUGAUUCGUCUACUGUUAAACUAAGUGUCAAUUAUCUGGGUAGCAAUAAGUCAACCACACAAGAACCGAAUACCAGUGGAGGUUUUACAAACAACAACGGAAGUUACACACUGAAUAAAAACAAUCGUAAUGAGGCCAAAGCUGUUCAGAAAUCUGUUGGUGUGGUUAUGCGAAAUCGAUUGGAUCCGUUAUCAAUGCUACCAUCCUGUUCUCCCCAAGCAUCUAUAUUGCGUGAUAUAGCUUCAAAGUUAGCUAGAAGGAUUGAUGAAAACAUUAAAGCUUUCUGGGAAGAAAAUAUUCGUAAACUACGAGAGUUAGGCUGUUGAUGUUUGCUUUGAAUCGUCCUGUUUUGUUCAGUCGUCUUAUUCAUCAUCCAUCGGAUUAUUUAUCGUCAAAUCGAAGAAUCUCAUUAUUUAUUACGUUAGUAGCUAAUAAACUACACAGUAGAUAGUUAAUUCACCAGUUAACCAAGUCCACAUUUGCAUCAUAUCAUGUUAAUUUCACUUGUUGCAAUGCAGUUAUAUCGCUUCUUCUUUAGUGAAUUGUUACAUGAUUUGCAAUAUUAAAAAUUAUCUGAAUU